GUGAACUGCAUGUUCUCUUGAUUUCAUUGAAACUUCCCUGGAUUCCUCGUGCAUCCCUCCGUUCCAUUCUCCUUCCACAAACCGUCCCGGAUCGAAGACGGGCUCUUUACAAAUGCGCCCGGCCAUCCUUCCGGCCGACCGUUCAAUUUUCCAUCCAUCACCAUCCGAGCCCCCCGAAAAAUGAACUGAGUAGAGCGCAACGGCCUCACUAUCAGCACUUGUUCCUUAUCCUGUCUUGCUUCGUGUGUGAGAUCCCAGCAGCCGAACACCGAGUGAAUGAAAAAUGGGCAACAGCCCCUCCACGCACAAAUCCGCGAGCCAGUCGUCAUCGUCACAAACAAGCUCGCAGCAUGAUCGACCGGUGAGGCGGGAAGCCCGAAACCCCAUCCCAGUGCAGGGCCUACGGGCUGCUGCCCCGCCAGAACCCUCGCUCACUCAGGCCCAGGGCGCCUCUGUCCAACCGCCGUCGAGUAGCAACAGCAGCGUCGCCAGCCGGCCAAAGCCGCUGCAGCCCCGACCCCUCGGCUCCGGAAUUGCUGCAUCAGCCUGCUCGACCGCUUCCUCGCCUGCUACCGCCGCCAGCUCCACGAGCUCCGCGAAACCCGUCGAGGUCAAACAGGGCAAACCCAGCCCCAGCCAUGCGCCUGCCAAGCCCGUAGCUGUGCCCAACUCGCACAAUUCCCCUUCGUCCCCGCGAUCGCCUCGCUCGCCGCGCUCCGAAGAUAGUUACGAAGUCGCAGCGAUGCCCGUCAGCAGUGUGCAGGAGGUGUCGUACCUGACGCGCCCGCCGCGCCUGCCGCUUCCGAUCGAGGAGGAGGUCCACACCCCGGGAUCGCCCAUUAUCGCACCGACCGAUGUCGGCGAGCCGGUCGAGGACGUCGAGGGCCUCGACAAUGCAGGAUUGGCCCAUCCGACCUCAAACCUAAGCGACACGGUGGUGGAGGAAGAUGACGCUGAGGAGCUGUUGGUCGACAAGACCAGGCCUACGGUGCCGACAAGGCUCGAAUGGCGCCGUGGCGGUGACAAGGUCUAUGUCACGGGUACUAUCUUUCAGUGGAAUCGCAAAACCCGGCUGCACCCAGUUGAGGGGGAACCAGGCGUCUUUGCGACGACGAUUGACAUCCUCCCGGGGACACACCAUAUCCGUUUCCUCGUUGAUGGGCAAAUGCAGACAACUCCGGACUACCCGACGACGGUCGAUUUCGGUAACAACUUGGUCAACUACAUCGAAGUCAGUCCCGAUGAUCUACAACCUACACCAACCGACGGGGAGGGGGUGUCGGAGGGUAAGACUUCGCAGCAGCAGACAGAGGCCGAAGCAACCCCGACCGAGGAAGACGGCGAGGUUCCCUUACCCCGGGAUAGAGAUAUUCCUCCAGCCAGCCAGUUCGAGCAGAAGAUCCCGAAGUACCUCAUUGAUCAAGAUCAGCCUGAGGAUUCCCCUCAGUAUCACCAUGCCGUCCGGGCCACCGAGAAGCUGCCGAACCCGCCUGGGCUUCCCGGGUUCCUGAGCAAGCCUAUCUUAAAUGCGGCCACGCCGAGGAAGGAUGACAACAGCGUCUUGACCCAGCCGAACCACACUGUCCUCAACCAUCUUGCCACUAGCAGCAUCAAGAACAAUGUACUGGCGGUUUCGGCAACAACGAGAUACAAGAGCAAGUACGUGACGACUAUCAUGUAUAAGCCCACAGCAACAGACUGAAUAUGAGAGCUCCGGCCCGGCCAGAAUCCCAUCGCGGCAAAUAACAGCGUAGGAGCAUCGGCAAUGUCUGUCCCAGUUAGCGGCUAUUUUUUGACGAGUGCAUGAUCUUCGGGUUUACUACGGCGGUGAUGGAGCCAUACGAUACUUUAUUUUGGGAGGUGAGAUGGGGUAUUUGCUGCCGGCGACUUGAGUCCGCCGCGCAUGUCACGGAGAGGUUCAUAUGCAGUGAAAAAGCACGCUACUUCCUCCA
Messenger RNA from Chaetomium fimeti, 1952 nucleotides. RefSeq names its product 5'-AMP-activated protein kinase beta subunit, interation domain-containing protein. NCBI's taxonomy places the organism in Eukaryota, Fungi, Ascomycota, Sordariomycetes, Sordariales, Chaetomiaceae. Gene Ontology annotation, molecular function: protein kinase binding. Gene Ontology annotation, biological process: signal transduction. Bases 284 to 1702 code for a protein of 472 amino acids. The record is from RefSeq and is a predicted model, not a curated record. Gene Ontology annotation, cellular component: nucleotide-activated protein kinase complex; nucleus; cytoplasm. The transcript is spliced from 3 exons.